Iphiclides podalirius (scarce swallowtail) is the source of this 1659-nucleotide messenger RNA. NCBI's taxonomy places the organism in Eukaryota, Metazoa, Arthropoda, Insecta, Lepidoptera, Papilionidae. The record is from the annotation of a GenBank genome assembly.
AUGGAUGUCGGGGCGGUGGUCGUGGAACCAAGGAACCGCUUCUCAUCGAUGCGGUCAUUGGCAAAACGGUUAAACGCAACCGUCGACUCGGUGCCCCAUACAUGGCUAAAGAGGGUCCUCGAACUGUAUAAAGUAGACUGUACAGUAAGAGACUUCCUCGAGCACUGUAUGGGGCAAUGGAGUACGAUCCUUUGUCAUCUAGGCGAGCGGAUGACGGCUACGGAAUACCGGAUAAGGAUACGACGGGGUAUUUUCCAGGGUGACUGUUUGAGCCCAAUAUUUUGCCUCUCUCUGAAUCCUCUCAGCGUAUUACUGGAGGGCUCGGGGGGAGGUUUUCAGCUUCGGAGAGGAGGGACAAAAGUGACCCACCUUUUCUACAUGGAUGACCUCAAAUUAUUCGCCUCCAAUCGCUCCCAUUUGAUGGAAUUGCUUAAAGUCACUUGUGAUUUCAGCAAUUCUAUCAAAAUGGAGCUUGGGACGGAUAAGUGUGCGGUCCUCCAUGUUGAAAGGGGUAGGGUCGCUAAUACAGAGGGCAUAGACUUAUCUACGCCCGUUAAUAUAAGGACUCUCUCUGAGGCUGAAACAUACCGAUACCUGGGUAUGUCACAAAACAUGUGUAUCGAUGAGGCUGGCAUGAAACAGUCAGUUCGUGACGUGUUUUUAGCACGCCUGACAAAGGUGUUUAACAGCCAUUUGUCAGGCGUGAACAAGGCACGCGCAUUUAACGGCUGGGUUAUGCCAGUCCUCAUUUAUACCUUUGGCAUACUCAGGUGGACUCAAACUAAGCUCAACGCCCUGGAUCGAAAAGUCCGCACAACUAUGACGUCCCACAGAAUGCACCAUCCGAGAUCGUCAGUGAUGAGACUGUACCUGCCGCGGAAGCAUGGUGGGAGGGGCUUUUUAAGCGCCCUCACCAUGCACAAUCGCGAGGUGUGCAGCCUCCGUAACUACUUUCUGGCGAGAUCGGAUGAGUCGAUCUACACGGACGUCAUUAGUUGUGAUGAAGGACUUACCCCUCUAUCCUUAGCCAACGAUCAAUGGCAGGACCCGGGAGUACUGAGCGUUUUCGACCGGGAGGCCGUAUGGAAGGAGAAAGAGCUCCACGGGAGGUUCUACAAGGCUCUACACGAGCCUUUUGUAGAUACUCUGGCUCUAACUGGCUACGUUUCGGUGACCUCUUUGGGGAAACCGAAGGAGCUCGCUCUGAAAUACGGCCUCGUGGAUCGAAAACUGCCGUACUACAAGUACUCUCCGGGGGCCGUGCUCGAAAAUGACCGCGCCAGGCUCUAUUGGGAUCGGCCCACCAUCACGGACAGGACGAUUGUCGCGAACAAACCUGAUAUCGUGGUGAUGGACCGGGCACAGUCGCGGGUAUUUUUGGUCGACAUUACCAUUCCAUAUGACGAAAACCUCGUGAAAGCCGAAACAGAUAAGAAGACAAAGUAUCUGGACCUGGCUCACGAGGUGACCGACAUGUGGGGUGGUGUGCCGACCGAAAUUAUCCCGAUAGUCGUUUCUGCCAAUGGGUUAAUCCCAAUCAGCCUCUCUAAACAUCUGAGGCGACUGGGACUCCGGGACGGAUCGCUCCAAGCUCAAAUGCAGAAGGCGGUGCUCCUCGAUACCGCCCGCAUCGUCCGCCGCUAUGAAGACUAUAAAAUU